GGGAACGUGCUUAUGAUUUAUGACUACGGUUAAACAAUAAGAAUCAGCGGCCAUUAGGAUUCAGACAUGAGAUACGAGGCUGGAAUGCAGUCUCAUGUUGCUGGUCGGACAUAUGGGUCCCGUGCUUGUUCGCUGUUUUUGGUUCUUAUAGCCCUCCCUCGGAUGUUCAGGCCAGGCAAGACUCCUCUUCUUUCUCCAUUUGUCCUCGGGACGGCUCCUCUGUUUCCUUACCCCUCAGAAUGCCCUCUCCUCUGCUUCUCUCGUCAAUUAUUUGACAACCUUUCUACCUUUCUUUGAUUUGAUUCUCUCUCUGUUUUUUUUCCAAUUUUUUAUGUCUCCUAAAGUUUACAAAAAAGCAUUAUCUUUUUCUUGUGAAAAUAAACGUUAUUCCUCUCCCCCCCCCUCCUUCCCUCUUUCGGCCUCCUCUCCUCUGUUCCUGUGUCAGAAUUGCAAAGGCAGAAUCCAUAACCAAAAACUCGACCUGAUCAUAACAGAGCAAAAGGAGCUCAAAUUAGAUUAGAGAAUGAAUGGUGUCGCACACCUAGAACCGGAUUACUCUGAGUUCGUCGAAGUUGAUCCUACUGGCAGAUACGGCAGAUACAAUGAAAUCCUCGGCAAAGGAGCUUCGAAGAUAGUAUAUAGAGCAUUUGAUGAGUAUCAAGGGAUUGAAGUUGCAUGGAACCAAGUCAAGCUGUAUGAUUUCCUUCAAAGCCCUGAAGAACUUGAGCGGCUCUACUGUGAAAUUCAUCUUCUCAAAACGCUGAAACACAAAAACAUUAUGAAAUUUUACACUUCUUGGGUUGACACUGCCAAUAGAAAUAUCAACUUCGUCACUGAAAUGUUUACAUCUGGUACACUCAGACAGUACAGGCUAAAGCACAAGAGAGUAAACAUCAGAGCAGUGAAGCAUUGGUGUAGACAAAUAUUGAGAGGACUUCUGUAUCUUCAUAGCCACGACCCACCUGUGAUCCACAGAGAUCUCAAAUGCGAUAACAUUUUUAUUAAUGGAAACCAAGGGGAAGUGAAGAUUGGGGAUCUUGGCCUGGCAGCAAUUCUCAAAAAAUCCCUCGCUGCUCAUUGUGUCGGAACACCUGAGUUUAUGGCCCCAGAAGUAUAUGAAGAGGCAUAUAAUGAAUUAGUUGACGUAUAUUCCUUUGGAAUGUGCAUAUUAGAGAUGGUGACAUUUGAAUAUCCUUACAGCGAGUGCAGUCAUCCGGCUCAAAUCUACAAGAAAGUUAUAUCUGGGAAAAAGCCAGAUGCUUUGUAUAAAGUUAAAGAUCCGGAAGUGCGACAAUUUGUUGAGAAAUGCUUGGCAACAGUGUCUUUAAGACUCUCAGCAAGGGAGCUUCUUGAUGACCCGUUUCUCCAAAUUGAUGAUAACUUCUAUAAUUCGACACUAGUAGAUAGUAGAGAAUUUGAUGACUUGGGCCCUUUUGGCCGUCAUCCAUUCUUAGAUCUUCACCGCAGUUAUAGCAACGUAAGCGGUGAAUACUCAAAUUAUUAUGGAUAUGACGCUCCAGGAUACUGGUAUUCUCAUCCAGUUGAUACUGAACCAAGUGGAAUCGAACUUUUUGAGCAUCGCGAUGACGAUCCAGCUGAAGAUGUUGACAUAAGCAUCAAAGGCCGGAGGAAAGAUGACGGUGGCAUCUUUUUGAGACUAAGAAUUGCGGAUAAAGAAGGUCGUGUCCGAAAUAUUCAUUUCCCGUUUGACAUAGAGAUGGACACAGCACUAAGUGUGGCAACUGAAAUGGUUGCAGAACUUGAUAUUACUGAUCAAGAUGUGACCAGAAUAGCAGAUAUGAUAGAUGGGGAAAUAGUCUCCCUGGUGCCUGAAUGGAGGCCGGGACCAGGGAUUGAGGAAACUCCUCGCUUCGCAAAUCAAAAGCAUUGUCACAAUUGUGCAUCGAAUCAUACAUCAAGUGGCUCCAUGAAUUUUCUGCCACAUACUUCAGGUGCCAAGAACUCGCAACUUCUUCCAUGUUGUAGUGCUUCAACGCAUGGGCGGUUUGAGGAGAUCAUGUUCCAGUCUGAGUAUGAAGAUCGUGUUAGAGAGGAUGCUCCAAACACAUCAACCCAAUAUCAGGAGUUGUGGAAACAACCUGAAAGUUGCGAGAUCACUCCUGUAGAUUCUGAACGCAGCCAUUCUAAUGAACAAAAUGAACCAGUAGAUAAACAAGCAUCAGCAGAAGACAAGGGAGAGGUUGUCAGGGAAAGUGAAAUUACACCCAACUCAAGAAAUUGUCUAUCAAAUCUAUCAAGAUUCCAUUACUUAUCUACAAUUCGUUCACUGUGUGUUGACCUUGAGGACAGGGGUGGGAAAGAGAUUCAACAGGAACUCAGAUGGCUCAGAGCAGCCUAUCAAAUCGAGUUAAGGGAACUCAGGGAUCGACAAUAUAGUAUGUCAUUGUCCCUUUCGCCGAGAGACGCAUUAAACACAGGCAACCAAGAGAUUCACUCAAAAUCCUUUACUAACAAUUGGAGUUGCCGUUCUAUUGUCAAUAUGAGCCGCCCCAAUUCGGACACCCAAAUGGCCCGAACUUGUGAGGCGAUGGGUUUCACUGGUGAAGAAGGUGUGGUUAAUACAAAGAGUUCGUAUGCAGGGUCAUUGCUUCCUCCCUCUCUACGCAGGACAGUUUCCCUCCCAGUCGAUGCUGUCGACGUAUAAAACAUAGAUUCUUUCAUGGAUAUAAAAUACCUUACAUAGACUCUUUCCUUCCGAGAUAAAGUGAUUUAGAAACAAUAAACUCUGUGGAGGGAUCAUGCCGACAAUAGUGAAUGACAUACCGUGUGUAAGAUCUUCAAGGGACGAUACACUGAAUCAAGUGUGUGAUUGGCUGCCAGCCUUUUGCUCAUCUAAAAGUUUUCUUAUUAUAAUGUUAUUAAUUUUAUAAAAAAAAUGGCACAGCCAAUCAUUUCUCUCCC
Messenger RNA from Neltuma alba, 2922 nucleotides. Its product is annotated as probable serine/threonine-protein kinase WNK9. Lineage: Eukaryota; Viridiplantae; Streptophyta; Magnoliopsida; Fabales; Fabaceae. The record is from RefSeq and is a predicted model, not a curated record. Gene Ontology annotation, molecular function: ATP binding; protein serine/threonine kinase activity. Gene Ontology annotation, biological process: protein phosphorylation. The transcript has 7 exons. Bases 524 to 2665 code for a protein of 713 amino acids.